GCGCCCAAGCAGCGGGUUGGCCAGGCCCGAGUGGGCCCAAGGCGGACGUGAGCAGAGUCGGACCAAGAUGGCGGUGCAGGUGGUGCAGGCUGUGCAUGCGGUUCAUCUCGAGUCGGAUGCUUUCUUAGUUUGUCUCAACCAUGCUCUGAGCACAGAGAAGGAGGAGGUGAUGGGGCUGUGUAUAGGGGAGUUGAAUGAUGACACAAGGAGUGACUCUAAAUUUACAUAUACUGGAACUGAAAUGCGCACAGUUGCUGAAAAGGUUGACACCGUCAGAAUUAUUCACAUUCAUUCUGUCAUCAUCUUGCGACGUUCCGAUAAGAGGAAGGAUCGAGUGGAAAUUUCUCCAGAGCAGCUGUCUGCAGCCUCAACAGAGGCGGAGAGGUUGGCUGAACUAACAGGUCGCCCCAUGAGAGUUGUGGGCUGGUAUCAUUCCCAUCCUCAUAUAACGGUUUGGCCUUCACAUGUUGAUGUUCGUACACAAGCCAUGUACCAGAUGAUGGAUCAAGGCUUUGUAGGACUUAUUUUUUCCUGUUUCAUAGAAGAUAAAAACACAAAGACUGGUCGGGUACUCUACACUUGCUUUCAAUCCAUACAGGCCCAAAAGAGCUCAGAGUAUGAGAGAAUUGAAAUCCCAAUCCAUAUUGUACCUCAUGUAACCAUUGGAAAAGUGUGCCUUGAAUCAGCAGUUGAGCUGCCCAAGAUUCUUUGCCAGGAGGAGCAGGAUGCAUAUAGGAGGAUCCACAGCCUCACACAUCUGGACUCAGUAACCAAGAUCCAUAAUGGCUCAGUGUUUACCAAGAAUCUGUGCAGUCAGAUGUCGGCAGUCAGUGGGCCUCUCCUACAGUGGUUGGAGGACAGACUGGAGCAAAACCAACAGCAUUUGCAGGAGCUGCAACAGGAAAAGGAAGAGCUUAUGCAAGAACUUUCUUCUCUAGAAUAAAGCAGGAGACAACAUGGGGAAAGACGAAAAUAUCCAGGUAUAAAAUUAAUUAAGCUAAAUCAAUUUUGAAGAAGAAAAUUUUGGAGGAUUCAUAUUACCUGACUUCAAGACUUACAAUAAAGCUACAUAAUCAAGACGGUAUGGUAUAUGCCCAACUGAUUUUGACAAAGUUGCAAAAGCAAUUCAAUGGAGGAAGGAUAGUCUUUUCAACAAAUGAUGCUGGAACAAUUGGACACCCAUAGGCAAAAAAAUGAACUUUGACCUAAACUGCAUCCCUUGUACAAAAAUUAACUCAAAACCUAUCAUGGACUUAGAUGUAAGACGUAAAACUAUAAAACUUUUAGAAAAAAAUCAUAGAAAAACCUUCAGAAUCUUGGGCUAGGCAACAAGUUCUUGGCCUUCACACCAAAAGCACAAUCCUAAAAGGAAAAAGUUGACAUAUUGGGCUUCAUCAAAAUAAAAAACUU
Ceratotherium simum simum (southern white rhinoceros) is the source of this 1410-nucleotide messenger RNA. It is a transcript of the gene BRCC3, whose product is annotated as BRCA1/BRCA2-containing complex subunit 3. Gene Ontology annotation, molecular function: protein binding; metallopeptidase activity; cysteine-type deubiquitinase activity. Gene Ontology annotation, biological process: DNA repair; protein K63-linked deubiquitination. Gene Ontology annotation, cellular component: BRCA1-A complex; BRISC complex. NCBI's taxonomy places the organism in Eukaryota, Metazoa, Chordata, Mammalia, Perissodactyla, Rhinocerotidae. The record is from RefSeq and is a predicted model, not a curated record.